Spirometra erinaceieuropaei is the source of this 1630-nucleotide messenger RNA. The record is from the annotation of a GenBank genome assembly. NCBI's taxonomy places the organism in Eukaryota, Metazoa, Platyhelminthes, Cestoda, Diphyllobothriidea, Diphyllobothriidae.
AUGCAGGACGCCUCGGUGGCGCGCAAGGCCGAGGACAUCCGGGGUACGCCGACCGUAACGAAACAAAGAACUUUGCGGCCACGAUCAAGGCGAUCUACGCCCCCUCCCCCCUCCAAAGAAAUGAAAUGCGCCUCUUCUCGGCUCGGAUGGAUCAACGCUUUUGAUGGAGAAGUCGCAGAUUCUGAAGCGUUGAGACGAGCACUUCAGAAGCCUCCUCAACUGUCCCUUGACAAUCAUUGACGCCGCCAUGGAAACCAACACCGACCUGGGUCUUCCGCCCUCUCUCACAGAAACCUUCCGUGCCGUGCAAAAACUCCAGCGGGAAAGCACCAGGCUCCGAUGCAAUUCCUGCCUGAAUUUACAAACCCGGCGGCCACCACCUACUGGAUCAUCUCGCAGCGCUCUUCAAUGAUAUGUGGCGCUGCGGACAAGUUCCUCAGGAUCUCAAGGACGCAACAGUAGUUCAGCUCUAAAAGUGGAAAGGAAACCGGCAACUCUGUGAGAAUCACAAAGAAAUACCGUUGCUCAACAUCGCCGGGAGGACCUUCGCCUGCAUCCUUCUCAACCGCCUCAACAGUUAUCUAAAAUAACGACUUCUUCAGGAAAGUCAGUGUGAAUUCUGGAGACACCGCACAACCACCGAGAUGGUCUUUGUCGCCCGCCAGCUAUAAGAGCACUUCCAGGAGGUGCAGAUUCACCUCCACACCACAUUCGUGGACCUGGCGAAAGCCUUGGACACAGUUAAUUGUAAAGGACUGUAGAAAAUCAUGCAGGAGGUCGAAUGUCCUGAGCGAUUUACGCAUAUGGUGCGUCAACUUCAAGACGCGAUGAUGGCGCGCAUCACGGAAAACGGCGCAAUCUCCGAGACAUUCACAGUUAGUAAUGGAGUGAAACACGGUUGCGUACUCGCUCCUACCCUCUUCAGUGUCAUGUUUUCUACCAUGCUGAUGGGCGUCUACCGUGGUAGGCGCCCGAGAUCUGCAACGCCUACAGGACCCACGGGCGCCUUCUCAACAGCCGAUGAAUGUAGACUCCGACGCGUAUCUCCACAGUUACUGUCCACGAUCUGCUCUUUGCCGGCAACUGUGCACUCAACACUACGACCAAGGAGGACAUGCAGUGGAGCAUAGAUCUUUUCGCCGCCGAGUGUGCCAACUUCGGCCUGACAAUCAACACGGACAAAACGGUGGUCAUGCAGCGACAGUCACCGAACGCUGAACAGAGUGUCCCUCGCUUCCACGUCAACGGCACCGAACAAAAGACUGUGGACAACGUCAUAUACUUAGGUAGCGUAAUGUCCAGCUGCAUCAGAAUCGGCGAUAAAAUGGCUCACAGGAUCUCCACAGGCAGCCAAGUCUUCGGCCGGCUACAGAACUCCGUGUGGAAUCGCUACGGCUUUCAACUGGACACCAAACUGAAGAUGCGUAAGGUCGUCGUCCUAACCACACUUCUGUACGGUGCGCAGACCUGGAUCAUCUAUGCAAGCAAAGCCAAGCAGAUCAGCCACUUUCAUCUCAACUGCCUCCGCAGAUUACUAAAGCUGAGAUGGCAAGACAGGAUCUCGGACACAGAAGUCCUAAAACAGACCGGGGCCCUCAGCAUCCAGGGCAACUGCUACUACAGUGAGUGA